CUCGCUCGCCCGACUCGCUCCACUCGCUCUCUCUCUCUCUCCCUGUGCUCACUGAGUCUGCGUAAAUGCCAAGUUCAAUUUUAAUAAAUUUGACUCGAAGACUCACCGUCCGAGGACGGGAAAUCGAUUUCUACGUACUGGGCAACUCGAAAAAACAAAACUUGGACCUCUCCCAGUAGAGAGAGAGAGGAGAGAGAAAGUGGGUCGUUGCUGUUUUCUCCGUAGGCGAGCGUUUCCAGCCUUCCUCCCUCCUUCCGCCGCCGCCGCGAGCUUCCUCCGUCCGCGGUCGUCUCAUUCGUCGCCGCCCCGCCUUGUCGCAGAUCUGUCGUCGGCGGCUUCUUCUCGCCGGAGACGAGGGGAGCCCUGCUUCGGAGGUGGCGAGAGGAAAUGGCGGUGGUCGUCUGGCUGGUGGCGCUCUCGUGCUCCCUCGCGGUCUCGGAGGCCGCCGCCGCUUCGGCUUCCGGCGACGCAAUGUCGCUCCUGAGCUUCAAGAGCUCGGUGUCCGCCGACCCCGCCGGCCUUCUCUCCGGGUGGAACGUCUCGACGAGCCACUGCACUUGGCGCGGCGUCACGUGCGACGCGUCCUCCGGUAGGGUGGUGGCGUUGAGUGUCGUGGGAAGUUCGUCGCGGCUUAAUUCGACGACGGGAGAGAACUCGUGUCUCGCCGGGGAGUUGCCUGAGGGCAUCGGAAAGCUGACGGAGCUCCGCACUCUGUCGAUACCUUACAAUGCGUUCUCCGGUCAGAUUCCGGCGAGCAUUGGGAAGCUCUGGUUCCUCGAGGUUUUGGAGCUCCAAGGAAAUAACUUCUCCGGUGAGAUUCCUGUUCAAAUAAGGUACCAUCCGUUUCUUCGCUUGGUGAAUUUGUCGUGUAAUUCGUUAUCCGGUUCCAUACCGAGUGGUUUGAUUGGGUAUGGAAGACUAGCUGCGGUUGAUUUGUCCAAUAAUCAGCUUUCUGGUGGGAUCGAGGUGGAGAAAAGCGGUGACUGCAAGCUUUUGAGGCAUUUGAAGCUGUCAAAUAACUUUCUGGUGAAUAGUAUUCCACCUGAGAUUGGAAAAUGCAUCAAUAUCAGGACUCUGUUGCUUGAUGGCAACAUCCUCGAGGGUAGGAUUCCACCCGAGAUUGGUAAUAUCUCAGCUCUUCGAGUUUUAGAUGUUUCCCAGAACAGUCUCAUUGACAGGAUCCCAAAAGAGCUAACAAAUUGUCGGAACCUAUCUGUUAUCGUGUUGACUAAUUUGGUCGACUAUAGUUCGAAUAGCAAUGGCUCGAUGGAGAGCCUCAGAGGGGAGUUCAAUGCAUUCGCAGGGGGGAUCCCACAUGAAAUUUUUAUGCUUCCUAGUCUGCAGAUUUUGUGGGCACCGAGGGCGAAUCUUGGGGGGCGGUUGCCAAGUAACUGGGGCGAGUCUUGCUCGCUGAGAGUCCUCAAUUUGGGUCAGAAUGAUUUUGCUGGUGUGCUGCCUGAAGGCAUGGGGUUCUGCGGAAAGCUUUCCUUCUUGGAUUUGAGUUUGAAUAAAUUGAUGGGUCCUCUCCCUUCGCAGUUGCAGAUUCCAUGUAUGGUUUACUUCAACAUUAGCCAGAACAAUUUAACUGGCAUUCUUCCCAAGUUUCUGCAAGGCAGUUGCACCGCUAACAAGAUCUUCAGUGAAGAAAUCAUCAAUGCAGAAGAUCUUCAGAAUUUCAACUUGGUCAUUUGGACUUCUAGAAUGGGAAUUUCUUCUGGGUCCAAUGUAGGUGGUACCUCUGCAGUGGUUCAUGAUUUUAGCUGGAACAAUUUCGUUGGCCCAUUGCCUCAAUUUGUGUUGGGAGAUGAAUUUGUGGGAUCUGAUAGGAGAUCUUCAUACAGACUCUUAUUGAACAAUAACAAGUUCAACGGGUCUUUUCCUGUCAACCUAAUCUCGAACUGCAGUCAUCUUUUUAGCUUUUCAGUGAACCUGAGUGCUAACCUGAUACAGAGCACAGUUGAUGAGGUAUCGCAUUUAGAUUGUGAAGGGCUAUCCGAAUUUCUAGCAGCAGACAAUCAGAUUAGUGGGUCAGUUUCUCCCAGUAUUGCCAACUUCAUGAUGCUUCAGAUUGUCGACAUUCGAAGGAAUAGAUUACAUGGAUCUCUGCCUGGUCAAUUAGGGAAUUUGAAAAACCUCAAAUGGAUGCUUCUUGGAGGAAACAAUCUAACUGGGGAAAUUCCACCUCAACUUGGUCAAUCAACUUCACUAACUUUUUUGGAUCUUUCUCAUAAUGCUCUGACCGGAUCAAUACCUGCAAGUUUGACAAAUGCCUCAAAUCUUGUAAACUUGCUUCUUGACCAUAACAGCCUCUCUGGGGAGAUUCCUCAAUCUUUUUCGGCCCUUCGCAAUCUUGUGACUCUGAACCUUUCUUUCAACAAUCUCUCUGGCCAUAUUCCAUACCUUCAGCACGAGGGUGAUUGCAGUUCUUUUAGAGGAAAUGUUCUGCUUUCUUGCCCAGAUUCAUAUGUUACACCUCCAGCAGGGCUUCCAGUGCCGUUGGAAGUUAAAAAGUCUCAUGACGCAAAAAGCCUAAAGCCUCUCAUCAUUGCGCUGGUAAUUUCUGCUGCUGUUAUAUUGAGCGUGCUCAUAAUUGUGGUCCUUGUCCUUGUCUUUGGAAGGAGGAAGCUUAGUCGACUUACUAGCUUGAGAAGGAAAGUACUUGUUACCUUCACAGAUGUUCCCGCUGAAGUGAACUAUGAUAGUGUGGUUAGAGCGACUGAAAAUUUCAGCAUCCGGUAUCUAAUUGGUACGGGUGGCUUUGGCUCAACGUACAAAGCAGAGUUGGUCCCUGGUUUCCUAGUAGCUGUUAAGAGGCUCUCUGUUGGUAGAUUUCAAGGCAUUCAACAAUUCGAUGCAGAAAUAACAACUUUAGGGAGAAUACGGCAUAAGAACCUUGUUACUCUUAUAGGGUAUUACGUGGGAGAGACAGAAAUGUUCUUGAUUUAUAACUAUCUAUCUGGCGGAAACCUUGAAACCUUCAUACAUCAGAGGUCCGGAGAAAAUGUGAAGUGGCCAGUAAUCCACAAAAUAGCUCUUGAUGUAGCACAGGCUCUGGCUUACCUCCACUACUCUUGUAGUCCCAGAAUUGUUCACAGGGACAUUAAGCCAAGCAACAUUCUGCUGGACAAAGAGCUUAACGCCUAUCUUUCAGACUUUGGGCUUGCUAGGCUCUUAGAAGUUUCUGAAACACAUGUCACGACAGAUGUAGCUGGCACAUUCGGGUAUGUGGCACCAGAAUAUGCAACCACAUGCAGGGUUUCUGACAAGGCAGAUGUAUAUAGCUUUGGCGUUGUACUGUUGGAAAUGCUGUCAGGGAAGAGAUCAAUUGAUCCCUCAUUUUCUGAAUUUGGAAAUGGGUUCAACAUUGUGGCAUGGGCCAGGUUUCUAAUUAAGGAGGGCCGUUCAUCCGAGCUCUUCUCUACAGAACUACGGGAGGCUGGGCCCCUGGAUAACCUUUUGGUGAUGCUGAGGCUUGCAUCAGUUUGCACUGCAGAGUCACUUGCCGUUCGCCCCUCUAUGAAGCAGGUUGUUGAGAAGUUGAAACAGUUGAAAUCCUGAGUGGAAUGAUGCUUCUCGACUCUUUGUAUUCAGAUGGGAGAAGUUGGUGCCUCUUUUGAUUUCUGUAAAUAUUUAAUCAAGGAACAUCCAAAAUCUCAAGACACCGGAGAGAGCAUGGGAUCUUCCGUGGACUGAUCUCAGCCAAAUGUUUUACUUGGAGAAGAGUGACAAGGCACUCAAGCUAGUACUUGCGAAUUCUGUGACAGAGGAGAGAGUUCCAUGUCACUGGCUUGUACGCUCCCUGUGAUUUAAUCGGCUGAGUUUGCCUCGAUAGAGCAGUAACCUGAUGGUUAGAGUUGGAGGAUGGAUAGUGUCUGUGACAUGGGAUUUCACUAUAUUUUCUCACGGUGAAGAGCAACGUUCUGGUCAAGUCACGAUUCAUGGAGAUGCUGAACAGAGUCUAGGGCCGAAAGAGUAGAUCAGUGGAAUUUUUCUAUUGAAUGAAGCCCUUUAAGUUGCUUCAUUUGCAAAACAAGCCAUCAACAGAGAUGAUGAAUGGCGAUGGCAUUGUACAGAAUCAAUUUCUAACCAAUUAGCUUGUACAUUCUUAAGGGUUUGCUCACAUGCCCAGUUGCGGCCACAGGCUUGGAGAGUAUGGUCCACAUCGUGUUGUAGCACACUUACUAAAAAGUUUCCUGCUGUUUUGUUUAAGGAAAGCCGCCUGGCAGGAUUAUCAGCAUGAGAGUACCAUUUUCUUUUGGUCUAAA
Eucalyptus grandis is the source of this 4265-nucleotide messenger RNA. Its product is annotated as LRR receptor-like serine/threonine-protein kinase RPK2. Gene Ontology annotation, molecular function: protein binding; protein kinase activity; ATP binding. The coding region runs from base 388 to 3558 and encodes 1056 amino acids. Gene Ontology annotation, biological process: protein phosphorylation. The transcript has 2 exons. The record is from RefSeq and is a predicted model, not a curated record. NCBI's taxonomy places the organism in Eukaryota, Viridiplantae, Streptophyta, Magnoliopsida, Myrtales, Myrtaceae.